AUGAGCUUCUUCAAGAACAAGCUGAGCCGCGGCCACUCGAUGCGUGUGCCGGCUGAUGAGCGGCCACCUCGCAUGAAGCUGUCUUCCCUUCUCCCCUUCGGCUCCUCUCGUCGAGCUGGGCGGCCGGUGUCGCCUCUGUCCCCGCUCUCGACUGGCGGUGUGCGUGAGGCUGCCUCGGCAGCGAGCGCAACGCUCCGUGGCGGCCUGCAGCGCAAGGGCUCGACCUACCGACAGACUUACCACCACCUGGACGCCGACCAGGAGCCGCCGCAGGAAUGGGCGCCUGUCCCGUUGCAGUUCGUGCAGGACGACUUUGCAUACUACUCGCGUGACUGGAACCACUAUGAGAGCGACCGGGUGUCUCGGGAGACGCGGCGGAAGCGUGAGGCCGACCGUCUGAACCGCAGCGCUACAAUGCGCCCCCGCCCAAAGCCGCGCAUGCCGAACGAGGACUCGACGAUGACUAGGAGCUCGUCGGACCGCCAGCUGACCCAGCUGGGCAGCAACAACCCCUUCAACCCGCACGGCACUGUGCGCCGUGCCGGCGGCGAGGCCCGCGCCCCGCGAGUGCCGCCCCCGAAACCUGUCUGGGUCCAGUUCGAGGACGAGUGGUCUUCCGCCAGCUCUGGCUCCAACUCGAGCUAA
Molecule: messenger RNA, 645 nt
Organism: Trichosporon asahii var. asahii CBS 2479
Lineage: Eukaryota; Fungi; Basidiomycota; Tremellomycetes; Trichosporonales; Trichosporonaceae
Exons: 2
Coding region: 1-645 (214 amino acids)
Source: RefSeq, a predicted model, not a curated record